AUGGCCACGGCGCAGGUCUACAUGAAGCGAUUCUACUCCAAAGUCGAGAUUCGUCGAACGAACCCAUACCUCGUUAUAGCGACCGCUAUAUACUUGGCCUGCAAAAUAGAAGAGUCUCCUCAACACAUUCGACUCAUCGUGACAGAGGCGCGACAGAUGUGGGGAGAUCUCGUGGCCAUCGACACGUCCAAGCUGGGCGAGUGUGAGUUCUUCAUGAUAAGCGAGAUGCGAUCACAGUUGAUUGUAUUCCAACCGUAUCGAACGAUCACAGCCUUGCGAAACGAACUAUCGUUGGUGGACGACGAGGUGCAACUGGCUCGCUCGGUCAUCAACGAUCACUUCAUGACGGACCUUCCGCUCCUAUACCCUCCACAUGUUAUCGCCAUGGUUGCCAUCCUACUGGCCUUGGUGUUGAGGCCUAACAACUCCGGCCCUGGCCAGAGCACUUCAGGAGCGGCUGCCGCAGCAGGACUGGCAGCCGCUCAACAGGCGCUGAUGCGAGCACAGGGCCAACAAGCACAAGGCGGAAUGCCCGAGCCCGCUGCUGCAGAACCCAAGGAGAAGCGGCAACAAGAUCGGGUGUCGCGGGUGCAAAAGUUUGCGAAAUGGCUGGUCGACAGCAACGUGGAGAUUGCAUCUAUGGUGGAUGCUACUCAGGAGAUAAUAUCAUUUUAUGAGUGCUACGAACAUUACAACGACAAGCUCACUCGCGAACAGAUCAACAGGUUUGUUAAGGCAAGAGGCUUAGAUAAGUGA
Fusarium tjaetaba is the source of this 756-nucleotide messenger RNA. Its product is annotated as RNA polymerase II holoenzyme cyclin-like subunit. NCBI's taxonomy places the organism in Eukaryota, Fungi, Ascomycota, Sordariomycetes, Hypocreales, Nectriaceae. Gene Ontology annotation, cellular component: mediator complex; nucleus. Gene Ontology annotation, molecular function: cyclin-dependent protein serine/threonine kinase regulator activity. Gene Ontology annotation, biological process: positive regulation of transcription by RNA polymerase II. The transcript has a single exon. The coding region runs from base 1 to 756 and encodes 251 amino acids. The record is from RefSeq and is a predicted model, not a curated record.